Messenger RNA from Protopolystoma xenopodis, 543 nucleotides. The record is from the annotation of a GenBank genome assembly. Lineage: Eukaryota; Metazoa; Platyhelminthes; Monogenea; Polystomatidea; Polystomatidae.
UCAUUUCGCCUUGACCAAUUUACCGGAGCUCAGAGGGUGUGGGAGCGUUCAGAAUUAGGUUUGAUUGUCGAAAUAAUAGAUCCAUAUAGUCAUCUUUUGCAUUCUAAACUCUACUCCUCGGAAGGAAGAUUCACCUUUACGGCCCAUUCCCCUGGAGACUAUCGUAUUUGUCUAUCCUCAAAUUCUUCUGCAUGGUUUGGUGGAGAGCUUCUGGUAGGUGUCUUGGUAUUUUAUUCAUCUCCUCAGAGGGUUCAUCUGGACAUAGGAGUCGGGGACCACGCGCAAAACUAUGCUGAAAUAGCAUCGAGAGAAAAACUUAGCGAUCUUCAACUUAGAGUUCGCCAGCUUUUAGACCAAGUAGAAAUGAUAUCUAAAGAUCAGAGUUUCCAGAGAGUUCGCGAAGAGUAUUUUAGGGAUCUUAGUGAGAGUACAAAUCGACGUGUUACUUGGUGGAGUAUUGCUCAGUUCAUCUUGUUGGUCAUUAUUGGUAUAUGGCAGAUGCGACAUUUGCGUUCGUUCUUUCAAGCAAAAAAGUUGGUAUAG